Pollicipes pollicipes is the source of this 1259-nucleotide messenger RNA. It is a transcript of the gene Snx3, whose product is annotated as sorting nexin 3. The record is from RefSeq and is a predicted model, not a curated record. Gene Ontology annotation, molecular function: phosphatidylinositol-3-phosphate binding. Gene Ontology annotation, cellular component: retromer complex; early endosome membrane. Bases 139 to 630 code for a protein of 163 amino acids. The transcript is spliced from 5 exons. Gene Ontology annotation, biological process: late endosome to Golgi transport; endocytic recycling. NCBI's taxonomy places the organism in Eukaryota, Metazoa, Arthropoda, Thecostraca, Pollicipedomorpha, Pollicipedidae.
UUAAUCACAAAGUGUUCUGCGGUGGGCUGGCAUGGUUAUCGGGGUUGAGCUCCGGCGCAUAUUUUCUUAGGAGAGGAAUAAUAUUGCGGAAGGGCCUAAGGCGGCUGGGACUGCGCUAAAUCGACAGGAGUGAACACAAUGACUGAAGCUAGCCUUGAUGCAACAAGGAGGUUGGCAGCUAAGAAGCAGACAUUGGAUGAUGCAUAUGCAGCUCCAGCAAACUUUCUAGAAAUUGAUGUUGUGAAUCCAAUCACUCAUGGCUUGGGUACCAAGAGAUAUACUGAUUAUGAAGUGAGAAUGAGGACAAAUCUGCCAGUGUUCAAAGUCAAGGAGUCGAGCGUGCGCCGCCGGUACAGCGAGUUUGAGUGGCUAAGAAGUGAACUGGAAAGAGACAGCAAGAUCGUGGUGCCGACGCUGCCGGGCAAGGCGCUGAAGCGUCAGCUGCCGUUCCGCUCCGACGACGGCAUCUACGAGGAGGGCUUCAUCGAGGAGAGGCGCACCGCGCUCGAGGUGUUCAUCAACAAGGUCGCCGGACACCCGCUGGCCCAGAACGAGCGCUGCCUCCACAUGUUCCUCCAGGAGCCAGUCAUCGACAAGAACUACGUGCCCGGCAAGAUCCGCAACAUGUAGUGGUCCGGUCCCCCGCUAGAUGUCACUGAAGUUGGCGGGAGGCGGCUGCUCGCGUCGGUCGGACUCCGCACGGUCCCAUUCUGUACUGUACCCGGUGUGCCGCAGCGGGACGCCGCGCUGCGUGCGGAGGCCGAGCGCGGCCGGCGUCUGUUGUACUUCUCUGCUGUGGAAAUGUGGGAUUGGCAGGCCUGGUGCGAGGCGUCAGAGGACCUGGGGCUGACUGUGAGGUGUGCCGCAACACAGCGCUGGCCCCGCGCUGGCCGGCGGCGGCCUGCUACGGCCGCUCACUGAGUAAUCUCCGAGCUCGUAUGCUUCACAUGGUAUUCCAGUCGGCGGGAGCGUGCCUACCUUACCUUUCCGGGAUGCCUGCCAGCCGGGCAGAUGGCGCCAUGCGGCUGCGGUCGCCCCGCGGCCACCCGCGGCCUGUUCCGCCACUGAUGCACCCUGCCCGGGGCUGACGGCCCGCGCGCCGCGCCCUGACCCGUGGCUGCCUGCGCGUUAUUCCGUUGUGCCCUGCGAGGCGUUCUGUCCGGCUGGCUGCGCGCGUCGCUGGUUCCCUUCUCUCGCUUGCUCUGUUGUCGGGCGCGCGGGCGGCGGCCGGUCGCGGUUGGCGGGCUUGCUCGCGGACG